Messenger RNA from Lactuca virosa, 339 nucleotides. The record is from the annotation of a GenBank genome assembly. Lineage: Eukaryota; Viridiplantae; Streptophyta; Magnoliopsida; Asterales; Asteraceae.
AUGACCUUUGUUUCUGGUACUAAGAAACACAAAGACAAACGACCUAAAAUUGGUACUAAGAAUGAGAAAGGCAAAGGACCUGAGAAGGUAUAUGUUGAAGACUCAGACUCAAAUGAUGAAGUCUUUGACUUCAGUUUCUUGGAUUUUUCACAAGAAACUUGCAAACCACCAUCCAACUUAUGUAACGACCCGUUUCGUAACUUUUUGUGUGAUGAAAAUAUGUUAAAGAGGGGUAUAGACGGGCCGGGGGAUGAUAAUAAUCAACCUGGUGUAAAUAAGGUUGAGCAUGGCCACUUACCAGAGGUAAAUGAUAAAGAAAUUGGUGUAGAGUUUAGUUAG